AUAAGAUCGCCUACGUGCUCCUAAUCUGGUUUGUACUUUAUGUCCCACCCUGGUCGUUUACAUACUCGAUGAUUAAAUGUUGUCAAUUCGAUAAGUGGAACUAGCCGGGUCUGAAGAGGGUCUUACUUAUAAUCGUUUCGUUUCGUGCGUCAAUCUCACAACAUCGUGGAUAUUAAUAUCUUAAUCGUAGGGAGGAGGCAACAGCCAAUAUGAGGAAGAAGAGCAAUCCAGAGGAAUAUAAGAAGUACCGGAGAGAAAAAGGCCGCAUGGCCCAACGGGCCUUCCGCCAAAGACAGAUCGAUACAAUCAACAAGCUCGAGGAAGAGGUUUCUCUUCUACGAGACUCGAUUCGAAAGAUCUGUCAAGCUGCCACAAAUGAGCUUUCGUCUGUGAAUCAGAAGUCACUUUUUCUAUCUUCCCUGCCGCUGCAAGAUUCUCAGCAGACGGCGGAGUCAGAGCUCCUAAAAGCAAUUCGCUAUGCAGGACAAAUAGCCGGUGUUGAUGAAUCAGUCUCUAUGGAAAGUGGUCAUGAGUCCUGUUCAAAUCAGAAUCUCUCCUCUGAACAAGUUUCAGACUCCGUUGAUAACCAAGUUCCCGCAAGUGAUAUACCAAUCGGGACCGAAGGCUGGUUACUCACUGAUACAUCGUCAUCGUCAGCAAACAUACCACCUCAACCAGAGGAUCUUGAUUACCUCGCAGACCCUAUACGCAACGACAUAGCUACAACCAUACCUCCUCAAGAGUUGCACUACCCCUCAAGCCUAGACACCGGAUUGACAACCUACAAUUUCGACCCUUUACUUCCCUCAUCCAACUCUCUCCCCAUACCCAAAUAUCUAAAGCCGAAAACCCUCCCCUUCCACAUGCUCCCCUACAUGGACCGCGACGCAGACACAUUCGCCGGCCGCGUAUUCUGGAAAUCCCUCUCUCUCGCAUUCCAAUACGGCACCGCCUCCUUAGUCCCCCCUCCUCUACAGUCAAAUCAACACACAGUAAGACGCACACCGAACGCAGAAGACGAAAAGACCGCACACGCCAGCAAGAUGCUCAGUCACAGCUCCGCAGUUAUCGGGAAAGAAGCCGCGCUGCGUCGCAUCGGCGCUCGGCUCGAGUUCCUCAGAACCGGCACUCUCGACACAGACAGUCCCCUCUGGGACGCGAAUAGCUCGAUCCAGCUCCGCGUCCUUAUCGAAGAGGAUGCCCAGCGCAGAGGGGAGAAAAUGAGCGAUUGGCUUCGGAUUCCGGAUAUAGUUGACUAUAUCAGUAGUCGGUGCGGGAUGUCGAGUUUUGCGCAGCUAGAUGCGUUGGGAACGGCCUCGGUGGAUGGAGUCGGGAUCGAUGGAAUUGGACGAGCAGCGGGACAAGGGGGAGGAUUGGUGACGAGGUUAAUUGAGGAUAUUGCGUGGAAUGCGUCGUGUUUUGGAGAUGGGCCGAGGUAUAGAGCUCGGGAGGUUAAGGAGGUGAUUGAUUCUUGGGUGAAUACGUUAACUUGGUGAGGUACUGUCAGCAAUAAUCAGACAGGCUGGUGGUAUGUUUGUGUAUGAAUUUCAUAUUCACAUCUAAAUGGACGGUAUCUACCAGUGGCCCUUCACUCUGCUACUAACCACUCAACCAAGCGAAAGGACAUUUGAGGGUUUAUAUAGAAUGAUUGGGAGUAAGCAUAUGCAAAAC
Messenger RNA from Paecilomyces variotii, 1671 nucleotides. RefSeq lists its product as hypothetical. Gene Ontology annotation, molecular function: DNA-binding transcription factor activity. Gene Ontology annotation, biological process: regulation of DNA-templated transcription. Lineage: Eukaryota; Fungi; Ascomycota; Eurotiomycetes; Eurotiales; Thermoascaceae. Bases 210 to 1496 code for a protein of 428 amino acids. The record is from RefSeq and is a predicted model, not a curated record. The transcript is spliced from 2 exons.